This is a messenger RNA of Pongo pygmaeus (Bornean orangutan), 3604 nucleotides long. RefSeq names its product putative POM121-like protein 1. NCBI's taxonomy places the organism in Eukaryota, Metazoa, Chordata, Mammalia, Primates, Hominidae. The record is from RefSeq and is a predicted model, not a curated record.
AUGAGGGUAUCCAGUAUCUCCGUGAUUACCUUCAUCUGCCCCUGGAGAUUGUGCCUGCCACCCUACGCCGCAGCCAUCCAGGGACUGGCAGGCCUUGGUCUAAAGGUCUGGAAGGGCUCAGUUGCCUGGAGUCCGUUCAGCCCAUCCCCCAGUUCACUUUGCUUGUGGGAUCUCCCCAUUGCUCCUGCCCCUGGACUGACUGGCAGGCCAUCCUACAAGCACCCGGACACUUGGCAUCAGUGGUGUCAAGACAACUCUAAGAAGGUUUUCUGUGAUCCUGCAAGACCUGUGUUCCUUCCCGGUGAUUCUGCCUUCAAUUCGAUUGCACAGGUACCACAGCAAGCCAGUGCUGUGUGCCCCGAAUUCCAGGGCGUCCUCCAGCUCAGCCACUACACUGAGCACAAGGAAUCUCUGUGGGACCCAGGAGCAGGUAGCCACCCAUUUGGGGCCCACAACACCUGGCUGUCCCCAGACUUGUGGCCAGGGAAGAUAGUAUUGAGGGACCUCAAGGAGAGCGGGGCAGGGAUGCCUGAGCAGGACAAGGACCCUAGAGUCCAAGAGAAUCUGGACGAUCAGAGAAGGGUCCCCGAGGUCACCGGGGAUGCACGGUCUGCAUUUCGGCCCCUGUGGGACAACGGAGGCCUCUCUCCCUUUGUGCCCAGGCCCGGGACUCUGCAGAGAGACCUCCAUGCCCAGAGGUCAGAAGUCAGAUAUAACCAGAGAUCCCAGACCCCUUGGACGAGCUCGUGCCCCGAACAAAAUGCCAUCUCGAGCUCCCACAGCUCUACGGGAGGCCUCCCGGGGCUAAAGCAGAGGAGGGGGCCAGCCUCAUCCCACUGCCAGCUGGCCCUCAGUUCCUCAAAGACAGUGAGUGAGGACGGACCUCAGGCUGUCUCUUCGGGUCACACCCAGUGUGAAAAGACGGCAGAUAUAGCACCAGGGCAGACACUGGCCCUCAGGAAUGGCUCCCCCAGAUCCCAGGCCUCUAGGCCCCGUAAACGCAAGCUUCCCCUGCCGCCACGCAGGCAAGAGGAUCCUCUGAUGCUGCCACCUCCCUUAGAGCUGGGAUUCCGGGUCACUGCCAAAGACCUGGACCUGGAGAAGGAGGCGGCAUUCCAGCGCAUCAACAGUGAACUGCGGGCUGAGGCCAAGGCCAUCUCGGACUGUAGACACUCACGGCCUUCCCACACUUUGUCCUCACUUGCAACAUGGGUUUCUGGUGUGCCCGCUGCCUCUAAAGCACCCAGUAUGGAUGCACAGCAGGAGAGACACAAGUCCCAAGACGGCCUGGGCCCAGUGGCCUCCCUAGCUUCUGCUGCAGAGGUCCCCUCUACAGCUCCUGUGUCUGGGAAGAAGCACAGACCACCAGGCCCCCUGUUCUCCUCAUCAGAUCCCCUUCCUGCCACCUCUUCCCACUCCCGGGACUCAGCCCAGGUCACCUCGCUGAUUCCUGCCCGCUUCCCAGCUGCAAGCAUGGAUGCGGGCAUCAGAAGAACAAGGCCUGGCACUUCUGCUCCUGCAGCUGCCGCAGCAGCCCCUCCCCCCUCCAUAUUGAACCCCACAUCGGGGUCACUACUGAUGGAGUGGAUGGAGGCCCUUCACAUUUCUGGGCCGCAGCCACGGCUGAAGCAGGUGCCCAGAGGUCAGGUCAGAUAUAACCGGAGAUCCCAGACCUCCUGUACGAGCUCGUGCACCAAGCGAAAUGCCAUCUCGAGUUCCUACAGCUCUACGGGAGGUCUCCCGGGGCUAAAGCGGAUGAGGGGGCCAGCUUCAUCCCACUGCCAGCUGACCCUCAGUUCCUCAAAGACAGUGAGUGAGGACGGACCUCAGGCUGUCUCUUCGGGUCACACCCACUGUGAAAAGACGGCAGAUGUAGCACCAGGGCAGACACUCACCACCAGGAAUGGCUCCCCCAGAUCCCAGGCCGACAGGCCGCGUAGACGCAAGUUUCCCCUGCUGCCACGCAGGCGAGGGGAGCCUUUGAUGCUGCCACCUCCUUUGGAGCUGGGUUUCCGGGUCACUGCUGAAGAUCUGGACCUGGAGAAGGAGGCGGCAUUCCAGCGCAUCAACAGUGAACUGCGGGCUGAGGCCAAGGCCAUCUCGGACUGUACACCCUCACGGCCUUCCCACACUUUGUCCUCACUUGCAACAGGGGCUUCUUGUGUGCCCACUGUCUCUAAAGCACCCAGUAGGGAUGCACAGCAGGAGAGACACAAGUCCCAAGACCACCUGGGCCCAGUGGCCCCCCUAGCUUCUGCUGCAGGGGCCCCCUCUACAGCUCCUGUGUUUGGCAGGGAGCACAGUCCACCAGGCCCCCUCACGUUCUCCUCCUCAUAUCCCCCUCCUACGACCUUUUUCUACUAAUGGUACUUCUGGUACUCAGCCCAGGUCAUGUGGCAGAUUCCUUCCCCCUUCCCAGCUGCAAGCAUGGACGGAAGCAUGAGAAGCCCACAGCCUGGCACUUCUGGAGCCAGUUGCAGCCCUACAGCCGCACCCACGGUAAUUCGGAUUAGAGUCGGAUCCACGUCUGCAUUCCGUCAGAAGAAAAUCUUUAAGAUAAAGGACCAAAGGAAAUAGGGCAUGAGGGGGCCUGAACACCCAGGGGGCCCCCCAGGCAGAGCACUUCCAUGGUGACCGUGGGACCUGGCACGGGGAGCAACUCUGUUGGGUGGCACUUCUGUCUUUACUUUCCAUCACAUCCCUGGGGGACCAUUUAAACCAACACCUGCAAUUGCAAGUCGGGGAUCCAGUGCCACUGCAAACAAGGCAGGCUUCACGUGCAAGUCUGGGCCGGCCUCUGACCCUAGCAACUCCACUUCCCGCAUAGGCACAGCAAGGAGGAACCUGGCUUCUAAGGCUCCCUCAUGCGCUGUCAGGAGUUCUGCUGGACACAGGUCCAAUGCGCCAUCCUCCAGCUCAUCCUUCUCCACGUCGGGCUUUUGAGCCCAUCAUAAAAUCCAAUAAAUUCCUAGAGUGAGGUCCAGAAGAGUUGUGUCUAUGUUUCCUUCCAAUAUUUUUGUAGUUUCGUACCUUAACAUUCACAUUUCCAUCUUGAAUCUAUCUCGAGGUGAUUUUUCUAUAUGCUGAGAGAUAAGGGUCCAGUUUCAUUCUUCUGCAUGUGGCUAUCCAACCCUCCCAGUGCCAUUCAUUGAAGAGGGUGUCCUUUCCCCAGUGUGUGUUUCUGUCGGCUCUGUCAAAGAUCAAUUGGCUGUGAAUAUGUGUCUGUCUUUCUGGGUUCUCUCAUCUGUCCCAUUGAUCUAAGUGUCUAGUUUUAUGCUAGGAUUAUACUAUUUUGGUUACUAUGCACUUGUCAAAAAUUUUGUAGUCUAAUUUGCAGUGAAAUGGGAUGCCUCUAGUUUUGUUGUUUUUGCUGAGCAUGACUUUGGGUCUUUGAGCUCUUUUUUGGUUCUUUUUUAUGAAUUUUAGGACUUUCCAGUUCCGUGAGUGAUGACAUUGGUAUUUUGGUAGGGGUUGUAUUGAAUCUCUAGACUGCUUCGGGCAGUAUGGUCAUUUUAAUGCUAUGAAUUCCUUCCACGAGCAUGAAAUGAUUGUCCAUUUCUUUGUGUCCUCUUAAACAUUUUCAUCAGCGUUUUGUAGUUUUCCU